GGACCACAGCCGGGGAGGCGGGGUCCUUCUCUGGGGCGGUCGCGCAAGAAGCCGAUGCGGGAAGUUGGAAUUCGGGCGUCAUGUACUACAAAUUUAGUGGCUUCACGCAGAAGUUGGCGGGAGCAUGGGCCUCGGAGGCCUAUAGCCCACAGGUACGAGUGGCUCCGCGCCAGCUCGGACAGGAGAAAUGGGGGUGCAAGCCUCGGCGACAGGCAGUCGCGGAGUUGGAGCCGGGCGGGUUUCUGUCCACGGUUGAGUUUGUCUCAUUUCUCCUUGCACCUCCCGUGUCCUCUCCACACCAGCGGAUUAAAGCCUGUGGUUCCCACAGAAGCACCACCUAUCAUAUUUGCCACACCAACUAAACUGACCUCCGAUUCCACAGUGUAUGAUUAUGCUGGGAAAAAUAGAGUUCCAGAGCUGCAGAAGUUUUUCCAGAAAGCUGAUGGUGUGCCCAUCUACCUGAAACGAGGCCUGCCUGACCAAAUGCUUUACCGGACCACCAUGGCGCUGACUGUGGGAGGGACCAUCUACUGCCUGAUUGCCCUCUACAUGGCUGCGCAGCCCAAAAAAUGAGUUAGGCUGCAGAGGACUGGUUUGUUUUUUUUGGCAUAAACCCUUUGAAUUUCCUUUUUCAUUGUUAAUUUUUUUUUUUUUUUUUUUUUUUUUACUUGGAUGGCUUAACAUUUUUAAAAAUGCAAGAAAAAUAGGAACAUACAAAGAUGAUAUUUUGGUUUGUUGAUGAAAUGCAUAUGGCUUGUCAGAGCUCAUUCCACAGUUAAAGCCAUUGUUUAAAGAAACGCUGCGGUGCUCUGUGUUUUUGCUCCUGAUUUCCCUGGGGGUUUUGGAUGAAAGUUGCACACAGACUCAUUAAUGUCAGUCUGUGCCUCAGGGACUUGAGGUUGCGUUUUUGAGCAUGGGGUGCAGAAGCCUUUCUGGAUUUGAAUGUGGCUGUGGAAAGACUGCAGUAGCCAAGGCCAUAUGCAUAAAAUGAGGGGUUGGAGUCAGUAGUCACCUCGGGGAUUUUUUCCAUUUUGCGGUAAGAUGUUAAAAGAAAUUAUUUGUAACCUGCCUCUGCUCAUUGGGCAGUUCAUUUCAAAGGGUUAUUUGCCUCAUCUUCUGUCUUCAGUGAAAUCUUAUGUGUAAUUGUGUGUAUUUAUUCCACCAUGGGAACGGAGAACACCUGCUUAGUGUUGCACUUUAGACUGGUGUCUGUUUUAUGAAUAUAGCUUUGCCACAGAUUCUCCUUUAUCUUUUAAAAAUGUUAUAGCUUUAAAUUAUGACUUAUUUUGACUGUGGAAUAAAUACAUGAAUGAAAAAUUUUAA
Saimiri boliviensis boliviensis (Bolivian squirrel monkey) is the source of this 1323-nucleotide messenger RNA. The record is from RefSeq and is a predicted model, not a curated record. Lineage: Eukaryota; Metazoa; Chordata; Mammalia; Primates; Cebidae.